CCCAGGCGGAGAGAGAGCGAGAGCGCUUGAGCCCCUGGGCGCAGGACGGAGGGAGAGAGUGACGGACGGCGGCGGGAGGAAGGAGAAGCGGCGGCGGCGCGUGUCAUGGCGGAGCUGGCGCAGGGCCCGAACGCGGCGCCCGUGGGGGGGAUCAAGGCCGAAGGCUUCGCCGACGCGCUGCACCGCGUCCGCCAGAUUGCUGCUAAAAUUGGAGAUAUUCCCCACUUGAAUAAUUCCACACCCCUUGUGGAUCCCUCAGUCUACGGUUACGGAGUACAAAAACGGCCCCUGGAUGACGGAAGUCUUCGUUUAAGUUGGCUCCAUGGAGCACAGAUAAGAGAAACCCAGAGAAUAGGUAACCAGUUAGGGGCCCUGGUACAUCAAAGGGCAGUAAUAACUGAAGAAUUUAAAGUGCCUGACAAGAUGGUAGGAUUCAUUAUCGGCAGAGGUGGCGAGCAGAUCUCCCGGAUCCAGGCGGAGUCGGGCUGCAAAAUUCAGAUUGCUCCAGACAGUGGCGGCAUGGCCGAGAGACCCUGUGUGCUCACUGGGACACCAGAGAGCAUUGAACAAGCAAAGCGGCUAUUGGGACAAAUUGUGGACCGCUGUCGGAAUGGGCCUGGCUUCCACAAUGAUGUGGACGGCAACAGCACGAUCCAGGAGAUCCUAAUUCCGGCAUCCAAAGUGGGCCUGGUCAUUGGCAAAGGUGGAGAGACGAUAAAGCAGCUGCAGGAACGAACAGGCGUGAAAAUGAUUAUGAUCCAAGAUGGCCCUUUACCGACUGGAGCGGAUAAACCUCUUCGGAUUACUGGAGAUGCUUUUAAAGUACAGCAAGCGAGAGAGAUGGUACUGGAAAUCAUCCGAGAGAAAGAUCAGGCCGAUUUCAGAGGUGUACGCAACGACUUUACCUCCAGAAUGGGAGGAGGCAGCAUAGAGGUGUCUGUGCCCAGGUUUGCUGUGGGGAUCGUAAUAGGAAGAAAUGGAGAAAUGAUCAAAAAAAUCCAGAAUGAUGCAGGCGUUAGAAUUCAAUUUAAACCAGAUGAUGGGAUUAGCCCAGAAAGAGUUGCGCAGGUCAUGGGUCUUCCGGAUCGGUGUCAGCACGCCGCUCACAUCAUUAACGAGCUCAUUCUCACAGCACAGGAACGUGAUGGUUUUGGAAGCCUCGCUGUGGCCCGGGGGAGAGGUCGUGGCCGUGGAGACUGGAGUGUCGGGACUCCUGGAGGCGUGCAGGAAAUCACCUACACGGUGCCGGCGGAUAAAUGCGGCCUUGUCAUUGGCAAAGGCGGCGAGAACAUCAAGAGCAUAAACCAACAGUCCGGAGCCCACGUGGAGCUUCAGAGGAACCCGCCUCCCAACACGGACCCCAAUGUGCGGAUAUUCACCAUUCGAGGAGUCCCCCAGCAGAUCGAGCUUGCCAGACAUCUCAUAGAUGAGAAAGUUGGCGGUACUAGCCUGGGGGGCCCUGGAGGCUUUGGGCAGAACCCCUUCAGCCAGCCACCUGCCACUCAUCAAAAUGGUCCUCAGGCGUUCAUGACGCAGAGUUGGGGCGGCACUUACCAGCCGUGGCAGCAGCCCGGACAGCAGGUUCCAAAUCACAAUGGCACCCAGUCAGGCCAGGUGGAGUUUACCAAAGCAUGGGAGGAUUAUUAUAAGAAACUAGGUCAACAGACCCAGCAGCAGAACAGCCAGCCAGAUUACAGCAAGGCAUGGGAGGAUUAUUACAAGAAACAGAGUCACGCUGCUACUGCCGCUUCUCAAGCAAGCUCCCAGCCAGACUACACGAUGGCCUGGGCAGAGUAUUACAGACAGCAAGCGGCUUAUUACGGGCAGACACUAGGGCAGGCUCAGGCCCACGGCCAGGAGCAGUAGGACAAAGUCUGCGUGACCUUUUUUCUUUCCCCCCCCCCCCCCCUUUCUCUUGGAAUCAAUGUGGAAGUAAACCUUUUUGUAACAGAGGUUUCUAGAUUUGCAACAUUUUGAUGAAGACUUUUUGUUUUUGUUUUUUUGUGAAACACUAGUUGUUAGGAUAAUCUAUACUGAACUUUUCUAAGAAUCAGGAACAAUUAGUAAUGUACUAAACUUCAUGGACAUGCUGGGUAGUUUGGGGGGGGGGGCUAAUUUUAUUCUCUCCCCCCACCCUUUGGCUUUUUUUGUUUCCAAAUUUGUAAGGAAAAAGAAAAGAAAAAAUAAAAGCAAGUCUCCGGGAUUCUUUUUGGAGGGAAGCCCAGAGUGCAGCCGGCACCAAAACGUACCCCAGGGCUGUGACAUUUCAACAUUGUGGAUUUCUGUGUGUGUGUCCCCCCACCCCCCCCCCUUGUGUUUUUAAUUUUAAAUCUUUUCUGUUGUAACAGAAAGAGGCUUGGAAGUC
Gekko japonicus is the source of this 2365-nucleotide messenger RNA. RefSeq names its product far upstream element (FUSE) binding protein 3 (gene FUBP3). The transcript has 20 exons. Gene Ontology annotation, molecular function: mRNA binding. The record is from RefSeq and is a predicted model, not a curated record. Lineage: Eukaryota; Metazoa; Chordata; Lepidosauria; Squamata; Gekkonidae. Bases 106 to 1866 code for a protein of 586 amino acids. Gene Ontology annotation, biological process: regulation of gene expression. Gene Ontology annotation, cellular component: nucleus; cytoplasm.